AUGCCUACCUCAGUAGAGUCGAUGCAAUCGUGCGAUCCCCCGACCUUCCAAUUCACCAAUGUGCGAGAUCUCUUCGACGCAAUUGACGACGCAAUUGCUCACACGAAUGGGGAUUCCCUCACCGUCACAAACUUCUCUCCUAGUCAUUUCACAGAAAUCGAUCGUGCUCGAGAGAAGCAAGGCCGCAAGUUUCGCUUUCGCGAUUACGGCAGCAAUUCUCGAAUCCUUAUUAUUACAAUCCCAACUGACCUUCAUGAGGAACUCUACAAACGGCUAUAUAACGAGUUUAUCGGGCAAGUUCGCGAUAUGGGUUUAAAGGAUACACAACAAGGCUAUUCUGGACGAAGCAGUAAAGAGGGUGAUUCGACUGGUGCCUGGCCAACACUUGUUAUCGAGGCAGGAUUCUCUCAGUCGUUGGGGAAAUUGCGUAUAGCUAUGCAGCGGUGGUUUUCUAUGUCGAACCACGAGGUCAAGAUUGUUCUCUUGCCAAUUCGCCCUGGAGCUACCACAACACGACACUUUCUUCAACAGCCAGCACCUGUGCUCCGACAAAGCAUCACCAUUACCCGAAACACUACUACCAACCCGACAUCGUACAAUGUCACUAGCGGCACAUUGGUACUGUCGUUCCGGCUUCUCUUCCUUAGAGAUCCGGGCCCUGGGGAGGGAGACUUCGUUUUUAGCGUUCAAGAACUGGAGAAGUACGCCGAAAAGGUCUGGGCUCGAGUGUAG
Messenger RNA from Lasiosphaeria miniovina, 732 nucleotides. RefSeq lists its product as uncharacterized. The coding region runs from base 1 to 732 and encodes 243 amino acids. Lineage: Eukaryota; Fungi; Ascomycota; Sordariomycetes; Sordariales; Lasiosphaeriaceae. The transcript is spliced from 5 exons. The record is from RefSeq and is a predicted model, not a curated record.